Phytophthora infestans T30-4 is the source of this 6237-nucleotide messenger RNA. RefSeq lists its product as uncharacterized. The record is from RefSeq and is a predicted model, not a curated record. Lineage: Eukaryota; Oomycota; Peronosporomycetes; Peronosporales; Peronosporaceae. Bases 1 to 6237 code for a protein of 2078 amino acids. The transcript is spliced from 5 exons.
AUGGGGAAGUGGAUUCGUUCUAAAUGCGAGUACUUCGUUGGCGAUCACGUGCGUUUUUGGGGACUACGCUCGAGUUACCGCUCGGGUGAACAAUGGAUCAAGCUUGCUUUGCGUUACGCCAGACUUAGGGUCGACUGGGAAUACUUCGAAGACAGUGACCGUCAGUUUCCAGAUCCUGGAGCUGUGCCAGGUAGAAUGCCUCUCAUGAUUCAAGAUCACUGGUCUGAUGGCUACAUUUCGACACGUAACUCUUCAUUCGACACGCCAGUAUCCAGUACAACUACCCCAACGCUACCUGUUCCGUUACCUGGUAUUUACGACAUCUCACCGAAGCUUGUGGAGAAAGAUUCACGUGUAAACAUCACGGUUCAUGGCCAGAAUUUCGAGAGAAAUAAGACUUUUUGCCAUUUCAGCUCACAGCCAGAGCCCGUCCCCGCUAUUGUCAAGUCUCACGCCGUCGCGUUGUGUGCUUUCGACGGAUCUCUGGCAGACCCUGGCAGCAUCAGCCUCUCGCUGAGCUUAAACCGUGCACGGCCAAGUCUUGCCACCGAGGCUUUUCUCCUCCUGAACCGUCCGACAGUGGCCUCCAUCUAUCCUCGACGAGGCCCGCUGGAAGGAAACUCUACAAUUCUCGUCACAGGCACUGGAUUCGCUGCCACUCAAGCGCUUUAUUGCCAUUUUGACGGACAAGCGAAAGUACGCGGUCAACGGUUAACAGAUACUAUGCUGCAGUGCGUCACACCACCCAGUCGAAGUGGACGGGACUCGGACCUUCGCGUCUCGAUUAACUCCAGUAUUUACUCUUCAAAUAGUACCCAUUUUCUGUACCAGGACAUGCCUCGAUUGGAGAGUAUGUCACCGUCCUACGGCAGUGUCGAAGGUGACGUGUCUGUGGUUAUUCGAGGGCGAUGGCUGAACGCUUCAGAAGAUGUCGUUCUGUGUGCAUUUGGCGCAUCUCGAGUUGCUACGGUGACUGUAAACUCCACAACUGUAAUUGCCAAAGCUCCUCGCAGCGCAGUCGGAGUGGGCGCCGUGAGUGUGAAGUGUACGUUGAAUGGAGAGGUGAUUACGCCGACAGAGUUCGCGUACCGGUAUCUACAGACACCUCGUGCUUCUCGCGUUACGCCACAAAUGGGACUGGCAUUUUCUAAUACCCGAAUUCUGGUCGACGGAACUGGUUUCAGUGAGAAAUACCCGAUGACUUGUCACUUUGACCACGUGAGUUUCCCUGCAGUCGUUUUAUCUCCCUCCCAAGUGGAGUGUAUCGCACCACCACAUAGUGAGGGCGUUGUGAACGCUAGUGUUACUUUGAGUGGGAGUCCUGUCGGACAGGCGGUAGUUGCUUUCGAGUAUAUCGCUGAGCCAAAGCUGCUGCAAGUGAUGCCACCGCUCGGAUCUGAGACUGGAUCAACGAAGCUUUUAAUCAUUGGAGAGCGAUUUACUCGUCGUGCAGAAAUGAGCUGCUCUUUCAGCCGCCAGGACGACGUCACGACUGUCACCACGACUGCAUUCUGGGCAGGCGAAGGUCUGUAUAUUUGCCACACCCCGCCAUUUAGUCCUGGACCGGCCUACGUCCAGCUUGCAGUCGUUGAACCGCAGGUAUUCUCCGUUUCCCCACAACGUAGCUCAGCGGCCGGAGAUGCUCUUGUGACGAUAACUGGAGCUGGCUUUAUCGAUUCUGAACUCUUUCGCUGCAAAUUGGGGUCGACAAUUGUGCGUCCAGUCAAAUUCGAGAGCGAAUCACGUGUCACGUGUAAGUUUCCGCGUCCCAUUCAGUCCGGCGUUCUGCCUGUGCGAGUGUCGAAUAACAAGCAAGAUUUUACGACCGACCCGGUGCUUUUCGAGCUUCACGCUCCAGUUGUGGUGGAUUAUGCUACUCCGCUUUAUGGAUUGGUUGACGAAGAAGCUACAAAAGUGGAUCUGAUGGGCCACAACUUUCAUGAACUGGAAGAUCUCGAGUGCCAAAUUAUUCAAGAAAGUGCCAACGUACGAGCUACUGCUGUAGCCAUCUUCGCGAGUGCAGCGAUAAGCACAUGCUCGCUGCCAACACCCAAGGAGGUGUACUCACUUUCCAACGUAUCUGUGUCUAUGCUAAUGACCUUGCGAGUGCAAGAAGUGGGGCAGACGAAUGUCAUAUUUGAGGCUCCCUUCCGGUAUCUGGCAAGACCGAUAUUAUUGGCUGCUUUCCCCACACUUUUACUGGUUACCGGAGGACAAACGGUUUGGAUCGAGGGCGUGAAUCUGGCAUUGGACAUAGACCUGAUGUGUCAAUUUGAGUCGUAUUAUCCGUACGACCAGGUGCCGUUCGUGGUGUUCAAUAGAACUCAUGGGUCCUGUGUUACACCGGAACGUUCUCCGGGAUUGGUGGACGUGCGCUUGUGCUUCCGUGGCGUGAAUAGAUGCAGUCUCAACUCGAUAACUGUCUCCUACGUUCGAGUUCCGGUGGUUCAUAAAAUGGUACCGAGCUUCCGGUUGGAAGCAGAGAGAUCACUGAUUUCAGUGAUCGGGAACGAUUUCUGCAAUGUGCCUAUGCAUUGCGAUUUCGACGGAGUGAGGACAUUGGCCGCUUUCGUUAACCAAUCGCUAGUGGAAUGCCCAGAUUCACUUUUUCAACGGCACAAAUGUGCAAAGUUUUCGCUCCUUGUGGAUGGAGUUAAUGUUCUCGACACGCCACUGGAUUUCUGCUCUCAGGUUGCCCCUUUGGUGAACUUGAUUCGACCAAGAACUGGCCCUGAACGAGGCGGGACACGAGUGUUGGUCAGUGGAGGACCAUUUACGACUGAUAGUGGAUACUCGUGUCGUUUUGGAGACGUCGAAGUUCCGGCCGAUUAUCUUUCUACCUCGCAACUGUUUUGCAUCUCCCCACCAAGUCGAGGGCUCACAGUGGCGUUCUCGGUGUCUGGAGUCAAUUUCUCGAUCUCUGACGGACCUAAACUAACGUUUACCUAUCGCCCAGCUCCCGUUGCGAGUGGGAUAAAUCCCACGCGAGGAUCGGAGGAGGGGCAGUAUGUCGUGACCGUCCAGGGCCUAAACUUCGUUCGUGGUGCUGGACUUCGAUGUCGCUUUGGUGUUUCUGCUGUGGUUGCGGGAAGAUGGCUGUCCGAUACUUCGAUAUCUUGCGCGGUACCUCCACAUCAACCUGGAUGGGUAGACAUCCAAGUCACCAACAACUUACAGGAUUAUUCUAUUCAGCCACUGAGAUUUGAGUACGUGGUGAGCCCCACGGUUCUUAGCUUCGAGCCGAGGACAAUGUACGCACAACACCCGACAGAGCUUAUUAUCCACGGACGUGACUUCCAGAACUCCAGCGACGUGCGAUGCAUCAUCGGUAACGACCUCAGUCCAGCAGCUUUUCUGUCCGAGACCAGACUGAAAUGUGCUCCAGCUAUUCUAGUGGAGACUUCGGUCGUGAUUGGAGUCGUCGAUUUCUCACUGUCGAUGGUUGGGGCGUUUGCACACGACAGACUAAAGGUACUAGACGAUGGAGUGUGGUCGCUUCGACCCCGUGUGACUUCUGUACGCGGUGAAACUCCGAUUGUUCUCUCUCGACGUUCGAAUGAUGAACCGUUGGAGUUUGAAGUUGUCUAUGGCCGAUUCUGCUCUAGAAAUGAAGUCGUGUGCUCUGAGCUGACAGUCGCAAGUCGUUUAGAAACCAACAAACUCCGUUGGUUCCCUCCACGAUGGACUGGCCCAGAUUUGAUGGGGGUUGUGGAGAUUUUCAGGCUGACGAAUGUAUCGAUGGUUCCGACUGCACCGGUUGCAAGUUUUCCAUACCGGUAUUGUCGAGAAGUAGAACUCAAGAGUAUCACACCAUCGAUUGGAUCUGUCACGGGUGGUACAGUUGUUACACUAUCAGGUAACUACUUCCAGGAUGGACACAAUCUCAGCUGUGUAAUGAACGCAGCAACGUUCGUCUCUGCGCAAUUCAUCACUGACACGAUGGUCAGCUGCACAAUCCCAGCUUAUGCGUCUGGGCCACGAGAGAUCCGAGUGUUUGUGUCGUUGAACGGACUGGAAGUUAGCAAAUCCUCUUUGGCCUUUAAGUAUGUGGAGGACCCUUCCGUUUUCAGUAUUUUCCCGACUGGGGGACCAAUUACUGGCACAACAAUGGUGAGUGUGGUCGGUGCACAUUUCGUGAGUACAUCAAAAAGCGAGUGCAGUUUCGGAUAUCAUAGUGUCCCUGCAAUUGUUGUCAGCUCAACCGAAGUGACUUGCAUUGUCCAGCCGUCGAGUUGGCCGUCAAUUGGAUCUUUGCGCUUCCGAUUCUCGUCGAAUGGUCAGGACUUUUCAAGAGAGAACGUGUCGUAUUUCAUCUACGAGGACCCUGUAUUGCUUGAUAUGAGUCCUCGUGUUGGGAGUGUGAGUGGAGGAACGAAACUGACUUUUACGUGGGAUCAAGAGGUCCCGAUUGAAUAUUUCGGAAACGUAUCGUGUCAAAUUGGUUCAAUUGCUGUGGAUGAAGUUCUUGUAACUAAAACGACGGCUUCUAUCGUUGUUCCAGCGGCACAAAGUAGCCUUGAGGGGCCAGUGACGACUCGACUUUCACUGAAUGGACAAAACUACAUUGACGGUCCACAACUUUGGUAUUUUCUCGAGCCUAGAUUUGAUUCCAUUUACCCAAAUAGUAGCGGAGAGACGACGCGUACUUGGAUUCGUAUAGCAGGUGAAAAAUUCCCUCGACUUACGACUUUGAGCUGCUGGUUUGGAAGGCUGGAUAGUGUAAUGGUAUCAGCAGAAUGGGUAUCUGAUAAACUGGUCCUCUGCCGUGCUCCAGCUCAUCGUCCAGGAACAGUUGACUUUGGGUUCUCGAUCAAUGGCGUGGACGUUAUUGGUACCAAGCUGCAGUUUACAUUUACACCCAAGACACUCACACGAGAUUUCUAUCCAAUCUCAGGCCCGAAUUCGGGUGGAUCGGAGCUAACAAUACCUGUGGAUAGUGACUUUCAGCACUGCAGACGUGUACACUGCAUUGUCGGUGCUCUCAAAGCCGUCGCCGUCCCGGACAACACAAAUGCUGCUGUGAAGUGCACUAUGCCCCCACAAGAUAAAGCCCAAGAGGUUUCUAUCGCUGUCGAGUGUGAUGGUCAAUCCAGACUGGAGCUAGAGAGAAAGUUUUCGUACUUUAACGCACCGAUUAUUUCCGAAAUUGAGCCACGAUCGAUGUCGUUAGCACUUGGUGGCAUCAUUUCCGCUCGCGGACGUAACUUCCCAGAUAGUACCGUGUAUUGUCGGUUUGACUCCAAUUCUGUGACUACUGCAAUAGCUGUCAGUGACUCGGAAGUUCGAUGUGUUGCGCCCGCUUUCUCUUCCCACGCAGUCUUUUCCUACAUUGCACUGGAGAUCUCAACAAAUGGCGUUGACUUCACUACCAGCGGCACCAAGAUCCAACUCACACCUUCUCUAGACGUGACUGCGAUGGGUCCGAGACACGCGAUUGUCAACCAAGAAGUCGAAGUUUUGGUUUAUACAACUGGAUUGAUAAUUAAUCCAGGGAUUUUCACGUGUCGGGUUGGAGAAGCGUAUCAAGUACCUGCGUCCAUCGCAUCACAUUCCUCUAUCAGGUGCCGGCUUCCAGCUGUUUCUUCUCCCGGACAAGUGACGGUGGCUGUAUCCAAUAACGGAAUCGACUUUGUUGGAGGAUCUCACACUACACUUUUCUAUCACGCAGUCCCUAUCGUGCACGCUAUCAGCCAGAGCAGCGGGUCAGUCUUUGGCGGUGAAAAUGUGGUGGUUUCUGGCCGUGGAUUUGUUUCUGAAGUGGAGAUGAGCUGUGUCUUUGGCAACACGAACGUGAAGGCGACUUAUCUGCACGAAGACGCGGCGUCUUGCUUGGUGCCGCCUUCGCGAUGGCUUGUCGACGUCCAAGGUGAAUACUCAAAGUCAAGCUCGAAAGUUGUCUUUAAACUCGGUACUGGGCUCGAUUCCUCCGUAUCGGUGCUGGAGCAAGAGAGUGAAUGGUUCUGGACUUACCAACUCCCGAUAGUCGACGUUGAUAUCCAUCCCACACGGAUUUUGACUGGAAGAUCUGUGACGGUGCAUGUGAAGGGGUUAAAUGCGCUGUCAUUGUACACAAUGAGGCUUGUGCUAGAGAAUGACAAAGGAGCAGAAACGCGCAUAUCUUUAGUUCCCUCAAGCGAUGAGCGAAUUCACGACUUUGAAGGGGAAUUAGAGCUUGCUGUUGCUGGUCGAUACGAAGUGGAGAUCGAGGACAGUGGAGGCAAAAUCAAGAGUUGGUAA